AUGUCUGGAACAGGCGCGCCUGCCGGAGGAUCCACCGGCGGAUACGGAGGUCCUCCGCAACAUCGCUCCUACGAGGAACGCGCCGUCGCCCGCGAACAGAUGAUGAGCAACAUUCGCGACAGCUCCCAGCAGGACCGCCGCGUCUAUGUCGGCAACCUCUCCUACGACGUCAAAUGGCAUCACCUCAAGGACUUCAUGAGACAGUGUGGGCUUUUACACGUAGUCUAUGGCUGGUUUUCCCUUUGUGGUUUUUCUCCCUCCGGCCUUGAUGGAAUCGUUGGAUUGACGGGUUGGGCGCGCGCCUAUUGGUGUUUAAUUGUGGAAUACGCGACACGGGAACAAGCCCAGAACGCUGUGGCAACCCUUAGCAACCAGAACCUCAUGGGCCGACUCAUCUAUGUCCGCGAGGACCGCGAAGCGGAACCCCGAUUCAUUGGCGCCACUGCGACCCGUGGUGGCUACGGCGGUCCUGGCGGCCCCGGCGGCCACGGCGGCAUGAACCCUGGUGGCUUUGGUGGGCCGGGUGGUUUCAAUGCCGGCGGCGGCGGUGGCGGCGGCGGCCGUCAGAUCUACAUCACCAACCUGCCCUACACGGUCGGAUGGCAGGAUCUCAAGGAUCUGUUCCGACAGGCCGCACGUAACGGCGCCGUAAUUCGCGCCGAUGUCCACCUUGGUCCUGAUGGUCGCCCCAAGGGCACCGGUAUUGUCAUGUUCGAGAGUCCCGACGAUGCUCGCAUUGCCAUUGAGCAGUUCAAUGGCUACGAUUGGCAAGGGCGCCUUCUGGAGGUUCGCGAAGACCGUUUUGCUGGAGCUGGACCCAUGGGCUUCGGCGGCCGUGGCGGCUUCGGCGGCGGCAUGCGCGGAGGCUUCGGCGGCGGCUUUGGCGGUCGCGGCGGCUUUGGCGGUCCGCGUGGUGGCUUUGGUGGAGGCUUCGGCGGUGGCCGCGGUGGUUUCGGUGGAGGCUUCAGCGCCGGCGGUGCGCCUGGCGGCCCCGGCGUGAACCCUGGCGCGUCCGUGCCCCCCAACCCGUUCACCGACUACGCCACUGCCGGCACCGACAAGAGCGAGGUGAUCUACGUGCGCAACCUUCCCUGGUCUACUAGCAACGAGGAUCUCGUCGAGCUCUUCACCACCAUCGGCAAGGUUGAGAAGGCCGAGAUUCAGUACGAGCCAAGCGGUCGCUCCCGCGGCACUGGUGUUGUGCAGUUUGAUGCUGCUGACACGGCCGACACGGCCAUCCAGAAGUUCCAAGGAUACCAGUAUGGUGGACGCCCUCUGGGCCUGAGUUUCGUCAGAUACCUGAGCCCCCCCGGUGCCGGUGGCGACAGCAUGGAUACAGAUGCCCAUGCCGGCCUGACCCAGGACCAGAUCAUGUAA
Molecule: messenger RNA, 1377 nt
Organism: Verticillium dahliae VdLs.17
Lineage: Eukaryota; Fungi; Ascomycota; Sordariomycetes; Glomerellales; Plectosphaerellaceae
Product: RNP domain-containing protein
Exons: 7
Coding region: 1-1377 (458 amino acids)
Cellular component (GO): cytoplasm; nucleus
Molecular function (GO): mRNA binding
Source: RefSeq, a predicted model, not a curated record